AUGCAGGAAAAAAUCGCUAAUGUCCGUUGUUCUAGUCUACAAUGUGGUAAAGUUACAGAUUCGAUGUUAAAAUGCCCGAUUUGCUUGAAGCAAGGUAUUGAAGAGGUCUUUUGUGGAGAAUCUUGUUUCAAAGACGGGUACAAACAGCAUAAGGCUUUACAUUAUGGUACAGAUGGUUCUGGUGAGGUGUAUGAUCCGUUUCCAAAAUUCAAGUAUACUGGCAAGCUGAAAGCUCAAUACCCUCUGUCGCCAAAAAGACAGGUCCCAGAUGAGAUCGAGAAACCAGAUUGGGCAGAAAAUGGGCUACCCAUCAUCGAACAAAGAAAUGAUAGAACAAACAAGAUUCCUGUCUACAAUAAGGAGCAAAUUAAGAGGAUCAGAAAAGCUUGUGCUCUAGGUAGAGAAGUGCUAGAUGUUGCGGCCGCCGCAGUUAGACCAGGUAUCACUACGGAUGAAAUUGAUGAGAUAGUGCAUAACGAGACUAUCAAGAGGGGAGCAUACCCAUCUCCUCUCAACUACUAUAAUUUCCCUAAAUCCGUCUGUACUUCUGUGAACGAGAUUAUCUGUCAUGGUGUUCCUGACAAAUAUGUUCUAAAAGAGGGAGAUAUUGUCAAUUUAGAUGUCUCAUUGUAUUACCAAGGCAUGCAUGCAGAUUUAAACGAAACUUACUACGUUGGUGAGACUAUCGCCAAGGAUGUCAUAAAUACCGUUGAAACUGCCCGUGAAUGUUUGAAACUCGCCAUCAAGAUGUGUAAACCAGGCGUAACUUUUCAAUCCUUGGGAGACUGCAUUGAAAAGCACUCCAAAUCCAACAAAUGCUCUGUUGUUAGGACUUACUGUGGUCAUGGUGUCGGUGAGUUUUUCCACUGUGCCCCCAGCAUUCCACAUUAUGCUAACAACAGAACGCCCGGUGUCAUGAAACCUGGAAUGGUCUUCACUAUAGAACCUAUGAUUAACGAAGGUGUAUGGCAAGAUAUCACCUGGCCUGACGAUUGGACUUCUUCAACAAAGGAUGGUAAAGUUAGUGCUCAGUUUGAGCAAACCCUUUUGGUCACCGAGAAUGGUGUUGAAGUCUUGACGGCAAGGAACAAGAAGUCUCCAGGCGGCCCAAGAAAUAGGAUAAAAUAG
Messenger RNA from Kluyveromyces lactis, 1128 nucleotides. It is a transcript of the gene MAP1, whose product is annotated as methionine aminopeptidase MAP1. The coding region runs from base 1 to 1128 and encodes 375 amino acids. The record is from RefSeq and is a predicted model, not a curated record. The transcript has a single exon. Gene Ontology annotation, biological process: proteolysis. Gene Ontology annotation, molecular function: metalloaminopeptidase activity. NCBI's taxonomy places the organism in Eukaryota, Fungi, Ascomycota, Saccharomycetes, Saccharomycetales, Saccharomycetaceae.